Messenger RNA from Paramuricea clavata, 2862 nucleotides. Lineage: Eukaryota; Metazoa; Cnidaria; Anthozoa; Malacalcyonacea; Plexauridae. The record is from the annotation of a GenBank genome assembly.
AUAAAAUAUGGCGAAAAAUUUGGGAGAAUCAUUUUCGUACGAAUUCAAUUAAAUUUUCGCAAUUCUCAAUGCUUUUUCAUUGCAGAAAGGUGCUAUAAAAAGAUAGUGAUGUAAAGAUGUGUGCGAAUUUGUUAUCUUGUUGAAAUGGCACUGGAAUUAGUCCUAAAAUCGCUUCUAAGCUCAACGAAGUUUGUAAAUUCAAGUGCUGAUGAAAAAGAUUGGGUUGCUAUUGCAAAGUUGAUUCCAGGUGCAACACCAAAACAGGUUUGUUGAAACAUAAUUAAUAGCAGUUUAGUUUACAUAUAUAUUCAUACAUGUACAUUUGAAAAUCUAGCUAACUGAAACUUGCAGGAUUCAGGAUUGAAAAUAAUAUGAUGAAAAUCAUACUUUAAAAUAAAUCAAUACCAAAUUUAACUGUCAAUUAAUCAAUUAAUCUAUUAGCCAAUUGUUGACUGGUAUUGCUGUAUCGAGCAUGCAAAACCCACUCGAAGGAAAUUUUAAACAGCCUAGACUGGAAUCUUGGCAAAUGGUACGGAGAAGAAAAAUUGACGAUAUUUUUGAGUGCUCAUAUAUAUAUUUAAAGAAGACCAAUAUUUCCACAGAUGACCAGUGAUUGGAAUUCAAACUAGCCUGCGAACAGGCUCUCAAGCUGAAUUGAGAGCCUGCAUCGAUGACUAAUGAAUUCGAAUAUCUGCGUCUCAAAUCGUGACGCGAAAUUCUCAUUGUUCAGAUGCUAUAAUUUAUAUGUUUCCGCUGAGCUCUAUAUAUGUCAACUGCUAAGCACUAUGCAUAAAAAACACAUUAACUGAUCAAAUUGGUCUUGGCCGUCUUAUAUCAAGGCACAAAAUGUUCUGUUUUGAGAAAACAGUAUUUAAAACAUUUGAACUUUUGCUUGAAUAUCUUAUAUUUCGAAAAACAGCAUAAAAUGUACGGUCUAAAUUUAGUUUGCACGAAAGUUGUAAACAACACCAUAUAAGGAUAGACAUUCCAUAUUUAGAAAAAUGAACGUUACGGGGCAGAUAUUCAAAUUCAUUAGUCAUCGAUGCAGGCUCUCAAUUCAGCUUGAGAGCCUGUUCGCAGGCUAAAUUCAAACUAAGGGGCCACGUCCAUAUUCGUGUUGCCACGCAUAACGUCGAAUGACGUUAUGGGUGGGUAUUUACGUCAACUCCUCGACGUUAUCUUGUGGCAAUUUGACUAUUUACUGUACAUCCGAACAGAUCGAAGUUUAGAUAUUUAAUGUUUUCAACUAACAGCCGUCAUGCAAAACAAAGGUUGAAGUAUUGAAGCGACGUUUUUUACGUGUCAAAUUCCUGUCAAUUUGUGUUCACAACUCGCAAUAUUUUUCUAUAAACUUCUCUUCUAUAAACUCUCUCAGUCAAUAACUUUGAAUUGAAGUCUCAGCAUUUUAAUGCAUUUUUGAGAUAAAUUGAUUGAUUAUAUACCAUAUUUCAGUUGCCAUUUUGAUUUUGAGCUCUUGCAGCAGUCAAAAUACGACAGGUUAAUGAUCGACGUUAUCUGAGGUGGGUGGGUGCUGGUGAUAACGUCAAUUCGACGUUAUGUGUGGCAACAUGAAUAUGGACAUGGCUCCUAACAAUAACCAUGUGCACGUCUUAAUUGUCACAUAUUUAUAUUUCGCACUUAUUACAGCACAGAUUGAUCGAGCCCCCCCCCAAAAAAAGAAUUUGAACAGCGCAUGGCACAGAGUAUAUUUUUAUGUUUUUGGCACAGAUGUGGAAGAAAUUCUCUGCACACUACAAAAUUUCUAGUCUGCGAAUUUGUUACACUGAAGAUUUGCAACUUGAAAAUUUGAAGGAAAUCUCAUGUAAAUUGGCCAUCUUUCUCUGAAUUUAAACCUGUGGCCAACUAUAGAAUAUUAUGUUUAAAAAUUAUUUUUUGAAAUUGUUUGACAUUGAAAGAUGGACAAUUUGUUGAUUUCAUUUUGUCCAUGUCUUAGAAAAUCAAUGUGUUUAACCCAAUUCUUGUACGUAUAAACUGUGGGUGUACAUAGGCGUACGGGACGGGAGAAAAUUAGGGGGGCAGAAAGAAAUUUGCCCGAAUUUUUCGGAUUGUGCCCGACAUGUGCUGAAAUUUUUUUUUCCGGAACAAUUAAUUUUUGCGACCUCCCCCCCCUCCCCCCCCCGUCACCAAAAAAAUUUCAGUCAGUGUACAAUUUUAGGGGUCCAAAAAUUUUUUCCGACAUACCAAAAUUUUUCGGAACAUCAAACAAAUUUUCCCGAAAAUCGCCAUAAUUUUCCGCAAAAUUUACACAAUUUGUCCCAUUUUAUUUUAUAAUAACCCAAUAUUGCCCGACUGUUAAGCGAAUAUUGCCAAACUGCCUUUGUUUGCCCAACAAACUGGGAUUAUUAUUAAGAGAGAUUUUAUUGCUUUUACUACUUUUUGCCGGACUUUUGCCCGACUUUUGUUGAACAUUUGCCUGAAUUUUCGACUUUGUAAUCUUUUUGGGGGGGCAACUGCCCCCUCUGCCGCCCCGUCCCGUACGCCUAUGUGGGUGUACAUAAAAAUUCUCUGAAAACAUUUCUGAAUGUGUGAUUUAUUAUGUUCUAUACAAUUAUACGUCAAAUCUUACAGUGUGCGAGAAAGUGGGAUGAACUCUGCCAUCAGAAUUUGCUAAUCAAACCUAGUCAUACACUAUCAAGUUCUACAAGAGCAAACAGUGAUCUAGACAGCAUUGUUGAUUUCUUACUGCACAAGAGAGAGUCGGACGAGAGUCAGGAUGAAGUACAUGUCAUUGAAGAGGAUGGAAACAAUGAGGAUUCUAACAAUCAAGUUGUUUAUUUGACAGAAAAAGCUUCUGAACAAGGCAAGUCUAACUUCUGUGGAUUCAUUCACUAUAUAGUAUAA